Hirundo rustica (Barn swallow) is the source of this 342-nucleotide messenger RNA. Its product is annotated as feather keratin 4-like. The coding region runs from base 1 to 342 and encodes 113 amino acids. Gene Ontology annotation, molecular function: structural constituent of cytoskeleton. Gene Ontology annotation, cellular component: intermediate filament. NCBI's taxonomy places the organism in Eukaryota, Metazoa, Chordata, Aves, Passeriformes, Hirundinidae. The transcript has a single exon. The record is from RefSeq and is a predicted model, not a curated record.
AUGUUCUCCUCCAGACAGAGCUCCAGCUCGCGCUGCCUGGCGCCCUGCGCCGUGUCCUGCCCCGAGCCGCUGGCCUGCGCCUGGAGCCAGCCCUGUGUCACCUCCUGCGGGGACUCGCGGGCUGUCAUCCACCCCCCGCCCGUGGUGGUCACCUUCCCGGGGCCCAUCCUCAGCUCCUGCCCGCAGGAGAGCGUCGUGGGAUCCUCGGCACCUUCCGGAAGCUUCCUGGGAUCCGGAAACUUCCUGGGAUCCGCGGGUUCCUACGGCUGCUACAGCUACGGGAGGUCCUACUCCUCCUACGGAUCCUCCGGGUUCGGGGCUGGCAGCUGCCGGCCCUGUUAA